AUGACGACUCAAUCCCCUCACGCAACCUACAUGCAAAAAUGCCUUUCUCUCGCCGAACAAUCCCCUCCUCGCCCGACAAACUUCCGCGUCGGAGCAAUCCUCCUCUCCCGCAAAGACAACGACCCAACGGGCUCAGCCGACCAAAUCCUCUCCACAGGAUACACAAUGGAGCUCGCUGGCAACACCCACGCCGAACAAUGCUGCUUCGCCAACUUCGCCGCCGUCCACGGCGUCCCCGAUGACCAAGUCGGCUCAGUGUUACCCGCCGAGCCGGGCCGCAAGCUCAUCAUGUACGUCACGAUGGAGCCAUGCGGGAAGCGGUUGUCGGGUAAUGCGCCGUGUGUGCAGCGGAUUACGCGGACGCGCGAGAGCGGGCGGCCCGGUAUCCAGAAGGUGUAUUUUGGGGUAAAGGAGCCGGGGACGUUUGUGGGGGAGUCCGAGGGGUGUAGGAUGUUGACUGAUGCGGGGAUUGAGUGGGAGCAUGUGGGUGGGUUUGAGAGGGAGAUUUUGACGGUUGCGACGGCGGGUCAUGAGCAUAGUGAGGCGGAGGUUAGAGCUGCGCUGGGGGAGGGUGAGAAGGGGAAGGCGAAGGAGACGAAUGUGGAUGAUAUCAGUCCGGAGGAGAGAAGACGGCAGGAGCAGAUUCCGCGGAAUCCGAAGAAGAGGAUGAUGGAAGGGGAGACUCCGCUGUAUUAG
This is a messenger RNA of Penicillium daleae, 696 nucleotides long. Its product is annotated as putative DRAP deaminase. The transcript has a single exon. Bases 1 to 696 code for a protein of 231 amino acids. The record is from RefSeq and is a predicted model, not a curated record. Gene Ontology annotation, molecular function: catalytic activity. NCBI's taxonomy places the organism in Eukaryota, Fungi, Ascomycota, Eurotiomycetes, Eurotiales, Aspergillaceae.